AUGGAAUUUACUCCAAUUGGGUAUAUAAAGGGCAAACAGUCUUCACAGACCACUAAUAAUGUACCGCCUAAAAAAUUGGACCUGAAUAUAUCAAAAACUACAAUUGAUGAAAAUGUCAAUGUGUCAAGCAUACAAGAAGGGAACGAAAAUGAGAAUCAAGAUGAGGAGGAAGAGGAUGACGAUUUAGGUCCCAUGAAAAAACGGGUGCGUUAUAGUAUAAAUAAUUCUAUGAGACUAUUUAAUGACGCCUCUCAAUUCGAUGAUACCAUACCUGAAAUAACUCAUAAUAAUAAUAGUGUUAAUGGGAGCGCAAAUCGAAUAUUACCUAAUAUCUUACCAACAGAAUUCGAUAAAGAUCAUAAUGAUAUAAUAUCAAAUAACAAUAUAUCCAACCCAAUUAAACAACAACAGGAAAGAAUAGAGAGUUAUAUUAAGACUAUUUCAAUAUUGAAACUGAAAAAUGAUGCUUUAAUUAAUAUAUUGAAACAAGAUGAUCCAAGUAAGUUAGAUUCAAAUUUAAAGUUAAUAGACGAUUUGUCUAGGGAGAAGGAUAAGAAUAAUAUUUUACAAAGAGAUAACAAUUCUUUACAAUUGGAAAUUAAUAAUCUGAAGGAAAAAUUAAAUGAUUUAGCAAAGGAAGAUGACGAGGAUAAACACAAUAGUAAAAAUUUGCAAAAUAUCCAUGAAGAUUGUGAGAGAGAACAAAAUAAAUUGAAAUCUCUUUUAGAAAAAAAUAACUCAGAGAUCGAAAAUAUGAAUCAAAAGAUAAAAUCUCUUGAAACUGAAUUAAAAGAUACUAAUACGAAGAAUGCUACUACUAUAGCUUAUAAAGAUCAAAAAAACAUCGAAAUUAUAGAAUUGAACAAAAUUACUGAAGAGAAAUUGAAUAAAUUAGAAAACGAACUUAAAAAGUUAUCAAAUUUGGAAGAUCAACAUUUAAAUGAAAUUAAGUCAUUAAAUGAAAAAUUGAAAAAAUCUCAAGAAUUAUUACAAAGCCAAGAAGUAUCUUUUAAUGAUAAGAUUCAACAUUUACAAAAUGAUAAAAACACACUAAAAAAACAAUUAGAUUCCGAAAUUAGUAAGUAUGAAUCAAAGAUUAAAACUUUACAAGAAAAUAUUCAAGAUUUUCAAAAUAAUAUUAAUGAUCAGAAUGAUUUAAUAAAUAAACAAAAUUUACACACACAGAAAAUUUCGCAGUAUGAAAGGGAUUUGAAGGAUAAAAUUAACGAGUUGGAAGAUUUACAAAUCAUUUUAAAUAAUAAGACUAAAAAUUUGAAAGAUCUAGAAGAGAAGCACAAGGAAUUAAAUGAAAAUUACAAACAGUUAAACUCAAGAUAUGAUUAUGAGAUUCAAAAAAGGGAUAAUUCUAUUCAUCAAAUGACUAAUAAUUUAAAUAAAUUAAAGGUCGAUUAUGAACAGGAAUUAAAGAAUAAAGAUGAAUUAAAUAAUGUUAUUCAUUCUCUAAAACAAGAGAUUAUAGAUUUAAAAAAGACUCUAUCUUCUAAUCAGUACGAAUUGGACAAUUUAAAUGAAAGAGAAACAGAUUACCAUUUAACUAAAAAAUCAUUAGAAAAUGAACUUAGUGAUUUAAAACAAAAACUUCAGAAGAAAGAGACUCAGUUGAAUGAUGUGAAAGACGAACUUAGUAAACUUCGGACAAAUAAUGAAAGAGAAUCAAAAUUGGUUGAAUCCAAAAAUACAGAGAUAUUAUCUAUCAAAGGGCAAUUGCAAGAGAUUCAAGAUCAAUUAUCUAAAAAGACUAGUGUUAUAACAGAUAAAGAAAGGGAAAUAACUAGGCUAAUUAGACAGAUACAUAACUUUGAAGAGACAAGAGAUCGCUUAAAUGAUCAAAUCAAAUCUAAAAAUGAGGAGAUAAUUAAAUUAAACAAUAAAAUCAAAAAUUUAGAGAAUCAAGUAUUUCAAAUGACGAUUAAAAAAUCAGAUGAAACUUUAAAUAUUAUUAAUACCAAGAAUAAUGAGAUCCAAUCACUGAAGAAAGAAUUAAAUAAAUUGAAUGAUGAAUUAGACAAGACUUUAAAAACACAUGAUUUAAUGGAAAAUAGAUUUUUACAGAAGAAUGAAACAAAGGUAAAAGAUUUACAGAAUGAAAUAAAAUUGUUAAAUGAUAUGAUAAAUAAUAAAAGUAAAGAAUACAAUCAAUCAGUUGAGAAGUUAAAUGAUGAAAUUAAUGAUUGGAGAAAAAGGUAUGAUUCACUGAAUGAUUUAUUACAAAGACAAUUAAGUGAUACCACGGCAACAAGAGAGAUAUCACCCUCAAAAUUUGGUUCCUCCUUAACUGAUAAAGAAAAAAAUUUAAGAAACGAAAUUAACAAGUCGAAUGAAGACAAAGUUGAACUUUUAAAAACUAUAGACAGAUUGGAGUUUAAUUUGAAUAAAUUAAUAGUUGAAAAUGAUAAAUUAAAAACAACGAAUAUUGAAUUAAAAGACUCUCACUCAAAAUUAUCCGAUGGAUUCGCUAAGUUAUUAAAUAAGUAUAAGGAAAGGAAGAUUGAUUAUAGUAAUAGAUUAAUAGAUCUUGAGAAUGAAAAUAUCAGAUUAGAGAGAAUGUAUGAAAAAGGAAGGUUAAACAAUUUUUCAAGAGACACAGAGAAAUCAUAUUCCAGUUUGGACAAUGACAUGACACUGAAUAGAGAAUUUAAUAUACAAGACAGUAAGAUAGAUUAUUAUAGACUAAAAUAUCACAGAGAAGUUCUUCGAAAUAAUGAUCAAAAGAUUAUCAAUGAAUAUUUAAAAAAUGUAUUAAAUGCUACAAUACAACAAAUGCAAAUUGAUUCAAAUAGAAUUAAGAAAGAGUUAUUAACAAAUAAUCUACAACCAUCUGAGCCGUUAUCAUCAUCGCCAUUGUUUACAAGGUAUUCUCCAUAUGCAGAUAAACCUGCUAGAUUUUAUAAAAGUGAAUAUCAAAUUAUGUUAAGAGAUAAAUUUAGAAAAAGGAUUUUUCAAAUAGUUUGUUGUCUAAGAUUAAAGGAAGUUAUGGAAUCUAAUAGUAGAUAUAACAGAAGGUUGCAGUAUCUCGAAAGGAAGAUAAAAAAAUUUUAUGAUAGUAAUAAUGAUAGAUUUUCUUGGUAA
Arxiozyma heterogenica is the source of this 3090-nucleotide messenger RNA. RefSeq names its product Spc110p (gene SPC110). The coding region runs from base 1 to 3090 and encodes 1029 amino acids. NCBI's taxonomy places the organism in Eukaryota, Fungi, Ascomycota, Saccharomycetes, Saccharomycetales, Saccharomycetaceae. The transcript has a single exon. Gene Ontology annotation, cellular component: myosin filament; cytoplasm; myosin II complex. The record is from RefSeq and is a predicted model, not a curated record. Gene Ontology annotation, molecular function: actin filament binding; microfilament motor activity.